Cyprinodon tularosa is the source of this 601-nucleotide messenger RNA. Its product is annotated as ubiquitin carboxyl-terminal hydrolase 21-like. The transcript is spliced from 6 exons. Gene Ontology annotation, molecular function: cysteine-type deubiquitinase activity; cysteine-type endopeptidase activity. NCBI's taxonomy places the organism in Eukaryota, Metazoa, Chordata, Actinopteri, Cyprinodontiformes, Cyprinodontidae. Gene Ontology annotation, biological process: protein deubiquitination. The record is from RefSeq and is a predicted model, not a curated record. Gene Ontology annotation, cellular component: nucleus; cytosol. Bases 23 to 601 code for a protein of 192 amino acids.
GUGCAGUCUUGAAUGAUUCAGUAUGAAACAAGACAUUAAGUACUAUGGGUUGAGGAACCAAGGAGCAACAUGCUACCUGAACAGUAUUCUGCAGGUUCUGUUUAUGACCAAGGAGUUCAGAGAGGCUGUAGAAAGAUGUCCUAUAGACCAUAAAGAUCGCAUUGAUGUUCAACUGCAUAGUUUGUUUGAAAGUUUAAAGGAAAGAACAUCAGAAACCAGAGACGUAACAAGGAAGCUGGGGAUAGAAAGAGUGAAUGAACAGUAUGAUGCUGGUCAAUACUUUGAGAAGAUUUUAUCUAUGGUCAGUGAUGAAGCAUCAAAGGUAUUUAAAGGACACCUGACCCACAGGACUGUCUGUGGUGGAUGUUCUGCACAUACUGAAGAAGAUGCACCAUUUUGGUAUCUUUCUCUUCCACUGAUGGAUUCUAGUGAUCAAAACUACAGUGUGGACAUACAGGAUGAGGAUGAUGACAUCACUGUCCAUGAGCCAAACAUGACAGGAAUAGAUAUUCCAUCAGUGGACUAUCCUCUGUCAGAGCAGAGCAUCAAUGGGCUUAGGGACACCACUGAUAUCACUGGACCUUCACAAUCAGGGCCAUGA